AGGAUUUUACAAAUUCAAACUACUACACGUCGGUAGCGUGUGUACUGAGGGAUUUUUAACAUUGCGUCAUAGGCCAAAAUUAGAUCACCUGACGAGAUAGACCAGUUAAUGACUGUUAAGCAACCACGCCUCGUCUGUGCUUAUAUAGCCUUCGUUCUGAUAGCUGCGUGUAUCUCAAAACAGGCCUCAGUAUUGUGCAGACAUUUCAACUCGUCACUACAACCAGAGCGUGAAUUCGAAGCUACAGUCCUAUUGUCCUGUCUUGCAGCAUUGAGCCAGAUUCGUGAAAAUCAGUUCCACAAAACGUCUCACAACAUGGCAAAGACAACGUCUUCAAAUGACAGUUGGAGGGACGAGCUUCUUAAAGACGUGAAGACGAUCCCGAAGGUUGGUGUACCGGGGAUCAUUGAGGUGUUGGGAGACCAGGCGGAACCCAUGUUACUAGACGAUCGGGGGAGGGCCAUCAUGGCGGCGGCCACGUAUGGAUCCGGCAAGAUCGUAGCCUUCAGUCAUAACGGCUACAUUAAACAGUUCCGCGAGGGGAAAAACAAGAAGUUUGAGAACCUAAAUCGCAACAUUCGCACCUGGCUGGGAAUGAAGGAAGGAGGCGACGUCACCUUCGGGGACAGUCUCAAAAAUGUUGCUGACAUCCCGAAAUCAGGUGUUUUGGUCAUCGCAGGCGGAGGCGACAGGCUCAAGAAAUUUGUGCCGGGUAUUUUGGAGUUUGUCCAAGGGGGAGGGGGAUUCUUGUGUGGUGUGUGCCCGUGGGGAUGGUUGGAGAAGCGCCCCAAUGCAACUAUCGACGGCAUGGCACUGCAGCAGAUUGUGAAGGAGGCUGGCAUGUCGUUUACAGGAGACACCUGUGAAGUGCAGAAAGGAUUCAGCGCAGCGAAGUGCAAGGAUGAUGUGGAGAAAGCGCCGGUUUCUGUGAAGAAGCAAGCCGCCGACGUUGCUAACACCACUCCGGAGAGCUGCGCCAAAAAACGCGCUGAGAAGCCCGCGGAAACAUGCUCGUCCCAGAGCAUGGCAAAGGCGACGUCUCCAAGUGGAAGUUGGAAAGACGAGCUGCUGAAAGAUGUCACGACGGUCCCGAAGGUCGGUGUGCCUGGGAACAUCGUGGUGUUCGGAGACCAGGCGGAACCCAUCUUACUAGACGAUCGCGGUAGAGCCAUCAUGGCUGCAGCUACGUAUGGAUCUGGCAAGAUCGUAGCCUUCAGUCAUAACGGCUACAUUAAACAGUUCCGCGAGGGGAAAAACAAGAAGUUCGAGGAUCUGAAUCGCAACAUUCGCACCUGGCUGGGAAUGAAGGAAGGAGAUGACGUCACCGAUGCUUCCAACAUCAAAGAAGCCGCGGAAAUCCCUAAAUCUGGAGUUCUUUUGGUCGCAGGUGGAGGAGAUAAGGGGAAGAAGCUGAUCCCGGACGUCUUGAAGUUUGUUAGAGAAGGAGGGGGGUUGCUGUGUGGUGUAUGCCCGUGGGGGUGGUUGCAGAAGCGCCCCCGCAAGACCAUCGACGACAUGGUACUGCAGGGGAUCCUGAACGAGGUUGGCCUGUCCUUCACGGCAGAAACCUGCGCAGCAAAGAAGGAAAUCAGUGCCGCUGAGAGCAAGGAGAAGGCUGAGAUCUCGCACCUCGGCCGGGCCCUGAAGGCCAUCGACUUGGAUCCGGACUCCGUGGAGAAGUACGCCGAGACCGUUACCGAAAACGCGCACUCCAUCCCGGACAAGUGCUUCGAGAAGCGCCUGAACGCACCCAUGGAGAAGUGCUACGAGAAAUGCAUCAAGAAACACAAGGACUGCAUCCCCAAGGGCGGUAAGAAGAGGGUCAAGGACAGCAGAGGACGCGCCGUCGUCUCACUGACCACAGGCUUCUUGGAGAAACAAGCCAAGAUGGGAAAAGAAGUGAAAGCACCUGGCAUCAACGACUUCCCAGGAGACUUCGAAGAGGAGCCGCAGCUGCAAUGCGCUUCCGUCAUCAUCAAAUCCGCCAGGAAAGAGCGCCACUCUACGGGAUACUACCUCCCUGCUGGCAAGGUCUUGACGAUCAAGGCCACCACUACCGGAGAGCACCUCGAUGACUGGCGGGUGAGAGUCGGCGCCCACUCCGACAACUUGAGCGGGAAGAAGAAGUUCAAGAGGUGGCCGAAGUUGAGCGUGGUGAAACGUCUGGAAGCUGAGACGAAGAUCAGCUCACCUUACGGUGGUCUCAUCUACUUCGAGAGUCCGAAAGAGGCGGGAGAUUUAACAGCAUCGAUGGAAAAUGUCGUGGAGGCGCCGUUCUACGAUUUGGAGGACCCAAGGAGCGUCCAGAACUGGUCUGAGCGGAGGAAGGCCCCGGGACUGUGGGCGGACCUGGCCGGGGAACAUAUCAUCUUCACCCUGCCUGCCGCGUCCGUACGGGACCUGGAGGACCCGAGUGAGGGACUGCGGGCUUGGGACGACGUCGUGAAGGCCCACCACGAGCUGCGCGGUACGAACCCUAGCGGCGAACAUCGGCAGCGCAUCGUGCCUGACCGCCAGCCCAAGGCGGGGUGGAUGCACGCCGGGUACCCCAUCGUCACGAACAUGGACAUCGCCGCGCGAGACAAGUUCAUCCUGGACGGGAAGAAGAUACGGAAGGCCGGCAACUGGGGACUGUUCCACGAGCUGGGACACAACAUGCAGAGGAAGUGGUGGACUUUCGAGGGCACCGGGGAGGUGACAUGUAACGUGUUCACCCUACACGCCAUGGAUGUGGUGGCUAAGAGAGACCCCUGGCGACAUCCGUGGGUACGGAACAAGUGGCCCGCCAUCGAACAGUUCUUCAAGGACGGCGCUCAACACGAUGUGUGGAAGAAGAAAGCAGGUAUAGCCCUGGCCGUGUACGCCCAGCUAGCUCACCACUUUGGCUGGGAACCUUAUAAAAAGGUAUUCCGUCAAUACGAAAAGGAUCCCAAGAAGAAACAGCCGGAGAACAACAAGGAGAGGAUCGUCUUGUGGAUCGUCCGUUUCUCCGAAGAGGUCGGCCGUAACUUGGUUCCACUCUUCGACUUCUGGGGCUUCCCACACAUCGAGGAAGCGCAGGCCCAGGUCUCGGGACUGGAGGCGUUCCUCCCCGACGACGAUCUCACCGCCCUCGCGCCGGAACGGCUAGCGGAGAUCAGGGGCAAAUACAACAUACAGACCUGAAGAGGAUCAUCAAUACUGAUAUCCAAUCACUUCAGAACGUAAGCUCGCGAGAGUUACGGACACGUGAUCUUAGUAACACGUGAUCAUCCGUAUACGUGUCGUCAGCAAUUGGUCAAACUUACCAGGAAGUGUGUACAUUUGUGUUGGAAGAAAGCUUUUUACUAUGUUUAUGAUUACUACCAACACAGAUUAGCUUCCAUGAUGGAGAUAGUUGCCUUACAAUACAAAGUCCUGUACUUUGGUUUAGAAUUCAGAAUAUAUGUUUUACUGUGUAGU
Molecule: messenger RNA, 3441 nt
Organism: Branchiostoma floridae (Florida lancelet)
Lineage: Eukaryota; Metazoa; Chordata; Leptocardii; Amphioxiformes; Branchiostomatidae
Product: TRPM8 channel-associated factor 2-like
Exons: 5
Coding region: 109-3165 (1018 amino acids)
Source: RefSeq, a predicted model, not a curated record